AUGGAUGUGUUGAAACGUUUGGAUUUUGUAUUUAAUUUGCACGAAGGUUUUCCUUGCGCUCUUUUAAAGGGCAGGGAUGUUGUAGCUGUCCUUCCUACGGGUUAUGGAAAGUCGUUAAUUUUUCAACUUCUUCCUGACGUUAUACCACAAAAAAGUACAAGGAAUAUCGUUAUUGUAGUGUGUCCUUUAUCUUCAAUUAUAGAAGACCAAGUGCAGUUUUUAAACAGUGUUGGUAUUUCAGCAAUGUCACUUCAUUGCAAUAAUAGUUCCACAAGCUCUUAUGAAAAGGCAAUACUUUCCGAGCAACGCAGAAAUUUAUUAAAGUCAACUGUGUAUCAAGAUAAUGUAUUUGGAAUUGUUAUUGACGAGGCCCAUUGUGUAGAAUGUUGGGGAGAAGAAUUUAGAAAAGAUUUUAAAGAACUUUCCACAGUGCGCACUUAUUUUCCAAAAGCAUCUAUGUUAGCCCUUACUGCAACUGCCUCACCUCAUCAUAUAACAAGUUUAGUGAAGUCAUUGAAUAUGUCAACAGCAAAAGUUAUCAGAGUAAAUCCCAACCGCAAAAACAUAUUUCUUGACAAAAAGAUCCGCAAAAGUAAUGCUUCUGGAUUCGAAAGCUAUGAGAAUAUAUUGUUACCUAUAGCAAAUUCAUUAAAUUCAGUAAGAGAACAAUUUCCAAUGACAAUCAUUUAUAUGAAAUUAAAAUAUUGUGGUCUUGCCUUUAAUCUAUUUGAAAGAAUUUUAAGCACAUUUCAAUAUGUGGGAUUUGAAAAAACACCAUCUAGUCGUUUGUUUUGUCAAUACCAUGCACCGCAGACAAAAGCUAUGAAACAAAUUAUCAUAAAGGAAAUUUCUAAGAAGAACUCACGGAUCAGAGUUAUCUUUGCUACCACUGCGCUCGGAAUGGGUGUUAAUAUUCCACAUGUACAAAAUGUUUACCACAUUACCCCACCCAGCAAUCUUGAAGCUUAUGUUCAAGAAAUAGGACGAGCUGGCAGAAGUGAGCAACCUACAACAGCUUUUUUGUUUUACAAUAAUUCCGAUGUUUCGGCAAAUAAAACAAAUGUGGAUAAAAAUAUGAAAUUGUACUGCCAGACAUCAACUUGCCUAAGGGAGCAUAUUCAAAAACAUUUUGGUUUCAAGCACGAACUUCAAGAAAAAUGUUGUUCAAUCUGUGAAAAAGUGGAAUUUGUAGAAAAACCAACCACUGUAAGAACUCGUUUAACAGCAAAAUUAAGAAAUGAAUUAAAUAAGGAACUAUGUAUGGCCCUAUCCAACAUUAGUGAAGAAAAUUCGAUAUUUUUGUUUGGGACUCCCAAAGAGCUUGCCACUGACAUUUGUUACACAAGCUCACAAUCAAAUACAGGUGCCCCUGAUUUAUCCAUGUUAGAUGAGAAAAUUGCUAAAAAAGUUCAAAAUAUUUUGUCAAAGUAUUUUUGA
This is a messenger RNA of Hydractinia symbiolongicarpus, 1437 nucleotides long. RefSeq names its product putative ATP-dependent DNA helicase Q1. The record is from RefSeq and is a predicted model, not a curated record. Gene Ontology annotation, cellular component: chromosome; nucleoplasm; nucleus. NCBI's taxonomy places the organism in Eukaryota, Metazoa, Cnidaria, Hydrozoa, Anthoathecata, Hydractiniidae. The transcript is spliced from 3 exons. Gene Ontology annotation, molecular function: four-way junction helicase activity; ATP binding; nucleic acid binding. Gene Ontology annotation, biological process: telomere maintenance; double-strand break repair via homologous recombination. The coding region runs from base 1 to 1437 and encodes 478 amino acids.